Molecule: messenger RNA, 2457 nt
Organism: Coffea arabica (coffee)
Lineage: Eukaryota; Viridiplantae; Streptophyta; Magnoliopsida; Gentianales; Rubiaceae
Biological process (GO): telomere maintenance; DNA repair
Molecular function (GO): DNA helicase activity
Source: RefSeq, a predicted model, not a curated record
AUGUUGAAAAAGGAGCUAUCGAAGAGGCAUAUUUUUGGAAAGGUUGCAGCAUAUACGUAUAUUAUUGAAUUCCAAAAACGAGGCCUUCCACACGCUCAUUUUCUUAUCAUUCUUAAACAAGGAAGCAAGAUGUACUCCCCUCAAGCAUAUGAUCGAAUUGUGUGUGCUGAACUUCCUAAUUGUCAUCAUCAGCCAUAUUUACAUAGUCUUGUCGUGAAGCAUAUGAUGCAUGGACCAUGUGGAGUAAUGAAUCCAAAAUGUCCAUGUAUGAGAAAAAAUAUAGGUUGCAAGGACAAGUAUCCGAAAGAAUUCAAUGAAUCCACACGUCACAGUAGCAACUCAUAUCCUAUAUACAAACGUUCCGACGACAAGAAAACAGUCAAAGUUCGUGGUCAUCAUCUAGAUAACAGGUGGGUAGUCCCCUAUAAUCCUUAUCUAUUAUCAAAGUUUAACUGUCAUCUUAAUGUAGAAGUUUGCUCAACUGUUCGAGCUGUAAAGUAUAUUUACAAAUAUAUAUAUAAAGGUCAUGACAAAAUCUUGUAUCAGCUCAAUAAAACUCAGGUUGAUCACUCAUUUGAUGAAAUUAAAAGCUUUGUAGCUGCUAGAUGGAUAUCUGCUCCUGAAGCUAUGUGGCGCAUAUUUGCAUUUGAUCUGAAUGAAAUACAUCCAUCAGUGACUUUGCUUCAAGUACAUCUUGAAAAUAAACACCCUUUAGCAUUUCCUGAAAAUAGGCCACUUGAAAGUCUAUUGCAAAAUCCUACUUCUUCAACAACAAUGUUAACCGAAUUUUUUGCAAUGAACAGGCAGGAUGAUCAUGCAAAGUCUUUAAACUGUUUGUAUGCAGAAUUUCCAGAACAUUUCGUUUGGAACAGGACAACGAAGCAAUGGGAUCAUCGAAAAAACAAACAAGUUAUUGGCAGGUUAGCUCCUACUCACCCAUCUAAGGGAGAACGCUACUAUUUACGCAUGUUAUUAAUGCAUAUCCGGAAACCAACCUCUUUCCAUGCAUUGAAAACAAUCGAUGGGAUUACAUAUGCUACAUUUCAACAAGCAGCAGAUAAACUUGGUUUGCUACAAUCAGAUGACGCUGCUGAAUUGUGCCUUCAGGAAGCCACUCUAUAUCAAAUGCCAUCUUCCUUAAGACAUCUAUUUGCUGCCCUUUUAGCUUACUGCACACCUACAAAUCCAGAAAAAAUAUGGCUCAAGUAUCAAGAUUCCUUGUCUGAGGAUAUUCAUCAAGAUAAAUCUAUUGACCAAGCUAAUGUUGAAAAGAUAGUCUUACAGAUUAUUCACAAUUACUUACAAUCUAUGGGAAAAUCCUUGAAAGAUUACGGAUUCAGCAGCUUUGUUCCGCAAAGAAAUAUCAAACAACUCAUCGCGAAAGAGAUAGAAAGUGAAAAGAGCAUUCCUGUCUUAGAUGUUGAUCUUGCUGCAUUGCAUCAGCUAAACGGUGACCAGAGAAUAGCCUACGACAGAAUUAUGAAUGCAGUAUUAAACAAAAAAUCAGAAGCUUUUUUUGUUGAUGGCCCUGGAGGUACCGGUAAGACUUUUCUAUACAAGACUCUGCUUGCAACAAUCAGAUCAAAAGGUUGGAUUGCCCUUGCUACUGCAACAUCUGGUGUGGCAGCAUCUAUCUUACCUGGAGGUCGAACUGCCCACUCCAGAUUUAAAAUUCCUUUAUACGAUGAUGAUGCUGCAACUUGCAAUGUUGGAAAACAAAGUGCCAUUGCACAUCUUAUUCAGAAUGCACGGUUGAUCAUUUGGGAAGAAGCUUCUAUGGCAAAGCGAAAAUCAAUUGAAAAAUUCAAUGAGAUGCUGCAGGAUCUGAUGCAAACAAAUUUAGCAUUUGGUGGAAAAAUUAUUGUCUUCGGUGGUGAUUUCCGUCAGACUCUACCAGUGGUGUCAAAAGGCCACAAGCAAGAUAUCAUCAAUGCAAGUUUUGUUAACUCUCCUCUUUGGCGACAACUGACAAAAUUAAGGCUUCAACAAAACAUGAGAGCACGCAAAGAUCCUGAUUUUUGCACAUUCCUUCUCAAUAUUGGCAAUGGAACUCAACAAAUCAACAGUUCUGGUGAGGUUGAUAUACCAGCAUCAAUGAACAUACCAUUCAUUGAUGAUGAUUCGUCGCUCGAAACACUUAUAAAUGUAGUUUUUCCUAGCAUGGAAAGCUUCAGUAUAAAUCCAGCUGCAGUUGUUAAUCGAGCAAUCUUGAUGACGCGUAAUGAUUUUGUUCAUGAGAUCAAUGACAGAUUGAUUGAAAAAUUUCCAGGGAAGAAAAAAACAUAUCUCAGUUUUGAUCAACCUAUUGAUUCUCGAGACCAAAGAGAUACUCAAGAUUUUCUGAAUUCAUUAACACCAAAAGGGAUGCCUCCGCACGAGCUCAAGCUGAAAAGGAAUUGUCCUAUAAUGCUGAUCAGAAACAUAAAUCCAACAGAAGGCUUAUCGAAUGGCACUUGA